Messenger RNA from Peronospora matthiolae, 1728 nucleotides. Lineage: Eukaryota; Oomycota; Peronosporomycetes; Peronosporales; Peronosporaceae. The record is from the annotation of a GenBank genome assembly.
AUGAGCUCCACCGCUCUCCUCCGCGCGUCGUCUUCGUCGCGUCACCCUGACUACGUGGCCCUUCAGUCCCAAGACUCGCCCCUCUCCCAUGCAAUUGACAUGGACGCUCUGAUCCCCAUCACCGUCGCUUCGACUUCCGAAGUCACAGCUGAAGCAGCUGGCGCUUACGUCGCUGCAUCGACGUCGUCGACAAGCGUCUCUUCAAAGCCCAAUCCUUUCGCUUAUACGACGCCAAUUGACACGUACGAAGCGGUCAAAAUGACGCUCUUGUGUCUAUUGGGCGUGCCUUUGCUCCGCAUCCUGUUGCUCCUUUGUGCAGCUUUUUUGCUCGCUCUGGUCAGCAACGUCGCACUUUGUGGCUACAAACGCUUAGCACCUGCAAGUUUAGGAACAGACCCAGUCGCUCGGUAUUCAUCACCGUUACCACAUUGGCGACGGUUGCUUGGGUCUCCUGUGCCUUACUUGCUUCGGUUGAUUCUCUUUAUUGUAGGGUUCUACUGGAUCCCUGUCAAGUACCCGCCGCACUUUGAUCGUCAGCGGAUGCCACGCGUGAUCGUGAGCAACCACUUGACGUUCUUUGACGGGAUCUACCUCUUCACACUGUUAUCGCCAAGUAUCGCGAUGAAAGCCGAUGUCGCUAAGUUACCACUCCUCAGUCGCGUGGUGCAGCUGACAAAGCCCAUUCUCAUUGACCGAGGCACAUCCGAAGGUCGAAAGCAGGCGAUGCAAGACAUUACAUCACACGUGACGGAUCCGACGAAACCGCCGCUGCUUGUCUUCCCUCAAGGCACGACGUCAAAUCAAGAAGCGUUGACUAAGUUCAAACUUGGCUCCUUUGUCUCGGGUCUGCCGUGCCAACCAGUAGCGUUUCGAUACCCGUUUCAACACUUUGAUGUGAGCUGGCCACCUGGAAUUUCAGGACUCUAUUUGGCUAUGCGCGUGCUCUGUCAAGUGUACAAUCGCAUGGAAGUGGAGAUCUUACCGGCAUAUUACCCGUCGGAACGGGAACAGGUUGAUCCGCAGCUGUAUGCGAACAAUGUUCGAGAAGUGAUGGCCAAAGCAUUGGGCAUAUCCACGACAAACCAUGCGUUUGAGGAUAUGGCGAUGUUGAUGCGUCUUGGUGACUAUGAUAGUAAGCACAUUGCACCACUGGCAGAUGUCGGGGAUGUCACGUCGCUCUCGGCACUAAAGUGUGGCAACGUCGAGCGGCUUGUUGACUACAUUCGACAGCGUAACUUGGACAAAGAUGGCCAGUUGUCAAUGAAGGAACUGCGGGCUCUGUUCCCGAAAGAUGAUCCAGUGAUUGUUGACCAGCUCUUUGAUCUCGUUGACGCUGAUGACAGCGGCCUAAUUGACUUUCGGGAGCUCUGUCUUGCCUUGCGUGCAGUCAAUCCGCAUAGUGUCGAUGAAGAGAACGACGCGCUGGCCAAAUUUACGUUCCGACUCUAUGAUCUCGAUAACAAUGGUCUCAUUGACGCAGCUGAAGUUCGGCAAAUGUUGCGCUUCCAACGCAGUUUCUACGGCAUUUCUGAUGCCAGUGUCAAUGCGUCGUUGCAUGAAGCUGCACUCAUUCAAGCAAAGGAUGGCACUGGAAUUACGUACAAGCGAUUUCAGCAGCUUGUGGAGCACAACCCGGAGCUGUUGGGCUUUGUUCGAAACAAGCUCGAAGUGCUGCGUGACUCAUUGUGCGGAAGCAACAGUCCUCCCGUACACGAUCAUGGUCCAUAA